Molecule: messenger RNA, 2528 nt
Organism: Malania oleifera
Lineage: Eukaryota; Viridiplantae; Streptophyta; Magnoliopsida; Santalales; Ximeniaceae
Product: receptor-like protein CLAVATA2
Exons: 1
Coding region: 216-2423 (735 amino acids)
Molecular function (GO): protein binding
Source: RefSeq, a predicted model, not a curated record
AUUCAAUGUAUUGGGUGCCAAACCAAACGCUACCUAGAGGAAGCAAAGUGGAUUAAUGGGGAAAAUGCUUUCCACUUCGACAGCUUUAGUUCAGCAAUAAUGGUGGUUCUCUAACUAGAAUCUCCGUUCCUCACUACAAGCCUACAUUUCACACUCAUUUGCAGGUAUGCUCCAUUGAUUCUUCUUCUUCGUCUUCUCCACUAGCCAUCUCUGUCAUGGAACCCACAUGGGUUCCGAUUCUGCAACCCAACAAAGCCUCCUUGAACUUACCACUCCUGCAACUGCUCUUGCUGCUUCUGCUGUCUUCAUCAACUGCCAGUGGAUACCAUUACAUUCACCCCCAAGACCAAGCUUCCCUCCUCUCCUUCAAGUCAUGGCUCCAAGACCCUAACCAGAGCCUCUCAACCUGGGUUCCGGGCUCGUCCUGCACCAACUGGACCGGCCUCACCUGCCUGAACCAGACCGGCCGGGUCGCCUCCCUCAUCUUGACGAACAUGAGUUUGGCAGGCCCCAUCCACCCCUCAUUAUGCAAUCUUUCAUUUCUCGAGACUCUCGCACUGUCGCGGAAUCGCUUUACUGGCCUUAUUCCGGUCUGUUUCGGCUCGUUUUGGAACCUCAAAGCCCUAGACCUUGGUCACAAUUUUCUCAGUGGUGGUGUUCCUGAUACUCUCGUGAACCUUACGAGUUUGAAAGAGCUUGAUCUUGGUGGUAAUCCAGCUUUGGGCGGUUUCGUUCCUUCUUGGAUUGGUAAUUUUUCUGCAAACCUUGAAAAACUUGAUCUGAGAUUCAAUUCAUUUCGCGGAGAAGUUCCUGAGAGUUUGUAUUACUUGAAAUCACUGAAGUAUCUGGAUUUGGGUAAUAAUUAUUUGUCAGGAAAUUUAAAGGGCUUUCAUCAAUCUUUGGUUUUCCUAAAUCUUGGUUCUAAUCAGCUUUCAGGCACUUUGCCUUGUUUUUUUGCGUCCGUUCAAUCCCUCACUGUAUUGAACUUAGCUAAUAAUUCUAUAGUUGGGGGAGUACCCACUUGUAUUUCUUCACUCCGAGCAUUGAAACAUCUCAACUUGUCAUUUAAUGGGUUGAAAUAUGAGAUUUCUUCAAGAUUUGUUUUUUCAGAGGAGCUUCUUGUUUUGGACUUGAGUUUCAAUGGUUUAUCGGGGCCUGUCCCAAGUAAAAUUGCCCGGACAACGGAGAAGUCUGGGCUGAUUCUUCUCGAUUUAUCGCACAAUCAGUUCACUGGGGAAAUUCCAGUGAGGAUCACUGAACUGAAAAGCUUGCAGGGAUUGUUUCUUUCUCACAAUCUUCUAACAGGGGGAAUCCCGGCAAGGAUUGGAAAUUUGACAUAUCUCCAAGUGAUUGAUUUGUCACACAACUCAUUAUCGGGUCCAAUUCCUUCGGACAUUGUUGGCUGUUUUCAGCUACUUGCUUUGAUACUCAACAACAAUGAGCUUUCUGGUGAAAUUCGACCAGAGCUGGAUGCAUUGGAUAGCUUGAAGAUUUUGGAUAUAAGCAACAACCAGAUAUCUGGUGAGAUCCCACUAACUUUGGCAGGCUGUAAAUCACUGGAGAUUGUGGAUUUGAGCGCCAACAAUCUGUCUGGUGCUUUAAAUGAUGCAAUAUCCAAAUGGUCCAACCUCAGAUUUCUCUCCCUUGCUGGGAACAAAUUCAGUGGAGAUCUACCAAGUUGGGCCUUCUCCUUCGAGUCAAUCCAAACAAUGGAUUUCUCAGGCAACAAAUUCUCUGGGUACAUUCCAGAUGGUAACUUCAACAUUAGCCUAAACUUCAAUAAUGGAGAUAUCGGUAGAAGAACACCUGGAGCCUCAUUGGUUGCGAUGCAGAAUUUGGAGAUCCGAAUUUCUCUGACUUUCACUGAUAGCAGUGACUUAAGCUUGAAUUAUGAUCUCUCUUCAUCAUUUGCAGUUGAUUUAUCAAACAAUAUGUUACAUGGGGAGAUCCCUGCAGGUCUGUUUGGGCUUCAGGGUUUGGAGUACCUGAAUUUAUCAUACAAUUUUCUGAGAGGUCAGAUGCCAGCAGGUUUAGAGAAGAUGCAGGGUUUAAGGGUUUUGGAUUUGUCUCACAACUCUUUGUCAGGUCAGGUACCAGAAAACCUCUCCAGCCUUCAAAAUUUGACACUCUUGAAUCUGGCAUAUAACUGUUUCUCUGGGUUGGUUCCCAAGAAUCAGGGGUAUUGGAGGUUCCCGGGUGCAUUUGCUGGAAAUCCGGAGUUGUGUGUGGAGUCCCCUGGUGAAGAUUGUAAGAAAGCAAGCAAUCCAGGAGUGCCAGGGAAGACAUUUGAAGAAGAAAUGGAGGAUGGACAAAUUUCGAUUCCAUUGUUCUGCAUUAGUGCUUUUGUUAGUUUCUAUAUUGGCGUUAUCGGUCUGUUUUGCCCUGCUCGGGCCAGAAACUACAUUCUUCAAACACAAAUUUGAGGUGGUAUGUAUGAGAAUGUAAAUUUUCUAUAUUGUACAUUCCAAUUUCUCUGUUUUGGGGGCCAUGCAGUGGUAAUAGAAGUUUGAGUCCCAAGUUGCCGAACC